GAGUCAGUUACCAAGCGCCUGAAUUUUGAUCAUGUGACCAUUAGGAUGUUGUAACAGUUGUUAAGUGAGAACUGUUGUAAACGGAGGCCUAUAUUCAAUAAAUGUACAUCAAUGACAACAGCAAACUGGACAUAUUAAAACAUAUGACGCUCUAUUCAACUCUGUGCUGUUCAACGUGUUUAUCAAAUACUGAGUGAGGUGUUAAAAAUGAUUAUCAAAUGAAGAUGACAAUGUUGGGGGUUGAUAAACACCAUUCAGAAUAGUAUCAAGAUUCAAAAGAAUUUUGUCAAGCUGGAACAAUGGAACAAAUUAGCCAAUAUGAAUUGCAACAGCAAAUGCAUAAUCCUGUAUCUAGAUUAUAGGAAAUCAAAGAAGUAGGGAAAUCAAAUGUAAAGUUAUGGGAUGAGGGGAAACCAUACUGAACAGCAGUAUAUACACUGCUGUUAUGGAAUCUAAAUGCUUGAAGCAUCACAAUCCAAAUAAGGAACCACGUGAUACAUGGACCAAACUAAGAAAUGAACCACAGGCGGCAGCAGCAUGGAUCAGAUUGCCGCUAAUGUAUGGUAUCCAGUUCUUUGCGUAUUUUAGGAAGGAUACUAACAAACUGAAGAAUGCUCAGAAAGAAAUAAUGGACCUGGGGGAAAAAACUUGCUAGAAACAAUUGGAAGUGUUGGGUAUGAUCAGCCUGUGACUAUUAAAAGACACAACAGCAAUUACCAACUAUGAAAAGGAUGAUAAUGCAAAACUCAGGGCCUUGUUCAAAGUUGUUCCAGAAGACAAGAUAAGAAGCAAUUGGGUUAAAUUACAAGGUCAUAAAUUUUGGACAGCAAGAAAAAAAAAUCCUGAUAAAAAUAAACAAUGGAAAAGACUAUCUGGGGAGGUGGUCAAUCUUCAGGAAAAAUACUUAAACAGCAGCUGGGUUGCCAUCUGUCAGGAUGCUGCAGUAAUGAAUCCAUGCUCCAGGCAGGCGAUUGGAUAAGGAGAUCUUCAGUCUCCUUCAAACUGUAUGUUCUAUUAUUCAGAGUAAAAGCACUAAAGAAUGUAUUAGAUAUUUAUACUGAAUAUAUGAACAAAAUGAAGCACACUAAUAUCAUUUACCUAUUCAGUUCUACAUUGGAAAAAUUUCCAAUACCAUUCCUGAAAAACAAAUUGUCCUAGUUUACAUAAUUAACAAAUAUGUAUGUAAAUUUGGUUAUUUGAAAUUAGCACUUUCGGAAAGAGGCAAAAAGUACCUGGGGACAGCACAUUUAUGCCCAAAUAGAAUAAAAGCCAAUACUAUUAUAAUUAGAGGCAAAAAAAAAAUAGAUUAAAUUUAAAUACAAUUUCUCAAAAAGGUCUAAAUCCAGCAAAAACCUUGUUAUUUAAAUUAAUGAGAUCAGUUUUUGAACAAGUGUUUUGUACCUCAUUAUUAGAAAGCAGCUUUCACUUCAAAAAUGAACUAUUGUACUAUUUACUGCCCAGCUAAUUGGAGGGAAUCCAACAUCUUACUAAGCAUCUGAAUAAACAAUUACUGAGAUAGACAAGCUUUGAACUAAGGAACAGGACACUCCUAAUGCAUAUCAGCCUAGAAAUAUUUCCUCCCACUUCCUUUUCUUCAAUAGCCUAACCUGUAGAUGGGAUUUGUUUUAUUUAACAAUUAGGAGCCAGAUAUCAUAGAUCAACAAAUACUAAUCUGUUCUGCCAAUCCCUGGUUUACAAAAGAUAGUAUAUGUUUAGUGUACCAAGGGCUCCCCACAAAACCUGGAUAAAACAGAUACAAUAAAUCACACAAUAAAAGGCAAUUCAGAUUCUGAUUUAUUUUUACAUUUGUAAUACCUGAUAGAUAAAAAACUUUUUUCCGGGAAGGUAUUUUAUGACUCAGUACAAAAGAGCAGUAUGUAACUCACUGUUUAGAAAAGUUUAAAUCACUGUUCAGAUAUAAAUACUAAUGCUGAUUUAAAUUUUAAUGCAAACCUAUAAGUUUAAUGCUACAUACAAACGUUAAUCCUAAUUAAAAUGCAGUCCUCUACUAGUAAUAUAGCAGUAGAUUUACUAUACUAGAUCAACAGUUCAUAAGCAUUAGUUUAUGCUUAAAUGCUCAUAAGCAGGGAACAAAGCUAUGAGUUUUCAUCAGAUCACUGGUUUUACACAGCACACUAAGCUAAAAUGUUGGGGCAGUUUAUACCUCAGAGGACUACAAACCCAGGCAAUUCAGUGAAUCACCAAUACAAAUGAUAAACCAAUGCACCAUCUAGAGAUAUAUAGGUAGUCCUCCUUCAAUGACUAUAAUUGGUACCAACAGUCAGUAAGUAAAGUGAAACUGCAAGCGUGUUUAUGAUUUUGCUUCAGCUUUUCUUUGCUUUACGAAGGUUGGCUGCAAAGAUACUUUUUCAUCACUCUCAUAAUUGCAAACAGGCAAUUACUAAACAAGAACUACUGUGAUGAUGAUGUUAUCCAUGCCUGACCACUAUACUACUUUUCAAUACAAAGGUUUUUCUUUCACUAAAUAAAAUCUACCACUACUAAUUUAUUUCAAAAGCUUUCAAUUGCCCUUUUUAAGAAACUGGGUUGCUUCUUGUAUUAACGUGAAAAUGUUAUUUGGGAUCCAAUUAUCAAUCACUGAACUUCCAUGGGUUAUGUGGGAGCCAAUAAAUUGAAAUUCAAUAAUGGAAUGCUCUGUAAAUUUCUUUGCAAAGAAAGUGUCCAACCUGGUUUAGAUAGCUUGUACUCUUCAAAGCAUCAAGAUGUGGUUCUAAAAUCCAGUUUAUUAGCAGAGAUCUUAACUAAGCUGUACAUUUCAUUAACUGCACCAUAUCUUUUCUUAGACCAAGACCACCAACUGGAUUCACGCACUCUAAAAGCAAUAUAUGACUAAUUAUUGUAAUAUAAGUUUUUAUUGUCCUGGAGAAAUUACCUCUGUUGUCAUUCUUUUGCUCUAAUAACAUGUUUUAUUUAUAUUGUUUUAAACUGAAAGAGGCACACUAAAAUGGAAAAUGAAGGGCUAGGAAAAAGCUGUUAAUAGAGGUUAAAACUGUAACCAAAAUUUAAGCUUAAACACAAAUUUGUAGCUAAACACAAAUUUUUACCGGUACCUGAAUCUUAAUUACACAAAAUACUAAAACCUCAAUGCAUAAGUUCGAGUGAAGUAUUAAUUAAACUUUCAUAGUAUUUGUAUUUGUAAUAAAAUCAGUAGUACUGAUCCAGGAAAAAUCUUGUAGAUCUGUAAAUCUGAGACUAAAUUUCAAUACUUCAUUACCUCCCCCUAUUUUUAGUUCUUUGUUUAUAAGUGAUAAAAGAUUACCUGAAACAAAAAUUGAACACACAUAAUCUUAGAUAUUAAAGCAUACAACUCUUUCAAGAGAAUCUUUUCCCAACUUUAAAGUUACAGAAUUCCCACCAGGUAAUCCAGAUCAGAUAAACAAACAAACCAAUAAAGUUUGUGUUAAUGUUUAUUAAGAAAUUAAGUCUUUACUCCUACACAUGCUAACCUCAUUGUAAUUUACUAAACUCAAAAGGACAAAUUUCAGAGCAAUGUGUGUAGAAUCACAUGUGAAUCUUUCAAUAUAAUUAAAUACAAAAGGGAAGACCUGAUUACAUCUGUAAAGUAAAUAGAACAAAAAAUGAAGUUAAUCUCCACAGCCUAGUAAAAAACAGAAACAGCUGCUUAAGCAAUAACAGAAAAGUGACAGAAAUCAAAGCAAGUCCAGAGAUUUAGAAAUGCUUAGAACAAAUUUCCCACUUUUUUUCUGGGAAAGGACAUCAAACUGCUCCAGGACCACAAUCCUAUUCAUAUUAUUGAAUCUUACUAUAAACUAAAGGAAUGGCUGUUUUGAGAAAACCUAAUAAAAAUUGCUACUGCAUACAUUAUUUUUAAUUUCAGUUCCUUUACUUUGGUGCAGAUCACUCCAUUAACACAUCAUACUUAUAACCAUUAAUCUAUCACUCUGCUUAGGGUUCAGGUUUUUUUAAUAAGAAAUUGAAUUCCAGCAGUUUUAUGUAUUUCAUAUGUCCUACUAUGAAACCAUACAAUACUUUAUUUCAUGCUGCAGGAUUACUGCUAUCCAUCCAUCAAAGAAAUAGGUUCACCACUAAAACCAUACAAUUCUGCACUUACAAAUCUAAACCUAUUAGUGGAAUAUCAUUCUUUCCACUAAAGCAGGAGACAAAUGUAUUGAGCUUCUUAAAAAAAAUUCAACACAUUUCUCACAUUUCAACACAUAAGUCACUACUGCUGAAAGGGAUAAACUUCAAAUAAGUUUACUAAGUUCAAAUCCAUGUUACUUGACCUCUGCACCAAGAAAUGGGAUUUAGUAUUAAACUACUUAAAUGCAUACUUUAGAAAUACUCAGAUGCCAAUCAUUUUUUUAAAGUUGUCAUAAAGAGCCAAAUCAAGCCAAGGGCCAUCCACAGAUGGUUGAAAUUAUCCUUCUCCCUCUUUUCUAACCAAAGUGCACCUUACUUCAGGUUCUGGCCACCACUUCUCUCCCACCUGCAUCAGAGCAACGGAAGACAUUAAAAAGAAAAAAUAGGGAGAACGGGGGCUAAGCUUUAAAGAGCCGAAGCGCGCAGAAUGGGCCCCCUUUCCGUCGUCCGUUCCCGCAAGUCCUACCACGGCCGCCACAGCUAGGCGGUCGCGGCAGCUUAGAGCCCAGCCGGUGAGGCCUGCGUCCCGCUCACUGCAAGCGGCGCGCGCCAAUAGGCGAAGCCAAGCCAGCCAAGCAGGCGGCGAAGGAGGAAAGCGGGGGAGGGGAGGCUCCUGCUGCUGUUGCCGCCACAGUGCUCGUCGCCGCCUCCCCCCCCCCGUCUCUCCCCGGCGGGGGCUCCUCGCUACAGCCUCUCUGCUCCGCUCUCGGUCAUGUGACCCUAACGUAACCGGACAGGAAAAGCCGCCGCCGCCGCCGCGCUGACUCCGUUGUUGGCGCUGCUGCUGCUGCUCCUGGGCGGGCGGAGACCGCGGCCCCCCCCCCCGAAAGCGCGAGCCAGAUUUUAAAAAAAUGGAUUUGGCCAACCAUGGACUUAUUCUUCUACAGCAGCUUAAUGCUCAGAGGGAGUUUGGUUUCUUGUGUGACUGCACAGUUGCUAUUGGUGAUGUGUACUUUAAGGCACAUAAAUCCGUCCUUGCCUCUUUUUCCAACUACUUCAAGAUGUUGUUUGUUCAUCAAAGCAGGUACUGUAUACGCUGAAUGUGUCGCUUGAAGGCAGCUGACAUACAGCCAGAUAUUUUCAGUUACCUCUUGCAUUUGAUGUACACUGGAAAGAUGGCACCUCAGCUCAUAGAUCCUAUUCGACUUGAGCAAGGGAUAAAAUUCUUGCAUGCAUACCCGCUGAUCAAGAGGCCAGUCUUGCCAGCAAGGAAACUUUGCACACCCAGAGCAAGUUUCCCAUUGGCAUCAUCAUUAUACGGUAUUCAGAUUGCGGAUCACCAAGCAAGGAAUCCCACCAAGGCAGUGACAGCACCUGACAAGCCUUUGCGAGAAGCACGUUCCCAGCUGUCAAGAGUGACCCAAGAACAGGUACAUGAACCCUCCCUAUCCCAGAUACCACCACCAAAUUUGCCUCCAGCCCCAACAAAUAUAGCUCCCCCUGAUCCUCUGCAGCCUUCACUGUCUCCCGAAUUAGUAUCAGCUCCUUAUCCUUCACCUGGAAAUGAAACCAACAUGGAAGCCUCUUCCUCAGAUGAUCAACCUGCCUCUCUCACAAUAGCGCAUGUCAAGCCAAGCAUUAUGAAAAAAAAUGGAAGCUUUCCAAAACUAUGCUGCCACCUGUGUGGUCGACGUUUCAAUUUGCGAAGUAGCUUGCGGGAGCAUCUCCAAAUUCACACAGGAGUGCCCUUUGCAUCCAACCAGCACGGGGAAAGUAGCAUUCCCUUGUCCUUGUGUAAUAAUGCUCCUGAAAAAGAUGCUAUGGAAGCGACUGAAGCCGGAAUGAUCAGUGACAGUGAGCUGCAACAGAUCUCAGAUUCACCCAUAAUUGACGGGCAGCAGCAAGCAGAAACCCCCCCGCCCUCAGAUAUUGCAGAUAUUGACAAUUUGGAGCAAGCAGAUCAAGAAAGAGACGUGAAAAGGCGGAAGUAUGAAUGCUCCAUUUGUGGACGCAAGUUCAUUCAGAAAAGCCACUGGAGAGAGCACAUGUACAUACAUACCGGCAAGCCUUUCAAGUGCAGUACUUGUGACAAAAGUUUCUGCCGGGCCAAUCAAGCUGCUAGGCAUGUAUGUCUUAACCAAAGCAUGGACACCUAUACUGUGGUAGACAAACAGACUCUAGAGCUCUGUACAUUUGAGGAAGGCAACCAGAUGGACAACAUGUUAGUACAGGCCAACAAACCCUAUAAGUGCAACUUGUGUGACAAGACGUUCUCGCCUAACGAAGUUGUCAAACAUUCUUGCAAAGUCAGAAACUCAGUCUUUACUAGAAGAGGAAAGACCAUUCUGCUAAGUGGCGAUGCUGAAACUACAGAGAGUGAUCAUUCAGUUUUAGACUCUAUCAAAAAGAACAGGAAGCAGUAUGUUAGACUGAUCGUGAAACCUGGGUUUUGUUUUUUUUUUUUUGUAACAAAGGUUAUGUUUGUUUAUUCAUAUUUUUAUUAAAAUUAUCUUCCUCCUUCUCCCUCACCAUAACUUCACUGACAUGAAAGGAAGUCUGCCCUUUUCCCAGUAAAAGCCUAACAUUAAUAAAGGAUAUUAUAUCAAAUAUAACUAUUGAUGUUAAUGAUAAAGAAAAUGUGUAAGACUAAUUUCUUAUCUUGGAAACUAUGCUACAGUGAUAAAUGGCUCAAUGGCAGGACUGUAAACUAUUUGAAAUAUUGUUUAAUUAUAUGCUUGAAUGCACUGAGAAGGUGAGAAGAAAACUAUGUCGGUCAAGUUUCAAUUGUUUAUUCCCAAACCUGAUUACUUGUUAGAGGAAGAUUAGUUAAGAAAAUUAAAUUCCUAAGUGAAAUGCAUAUAGUUAUGCCUGUUAGUCAUUUCAGAAGCUCCUUUAAUAGAAGCAAUCCAAUUUUUUUUUACCUACACAAUUUUUGACAAAUGUUUACAUUCAGCUCAGUCCACUGAUACUAUGUCCAUUCACAAAGAAUAAGAAUAUGAUCCUAAGCACAUAAUUGAAUUGAAUUAAGUUGAACUGGCAAUAGAUCCUAUCCAGGGCACUCAAACUCUAAGCAAAAUGUGCUCAGGAUAAUAUUUCAUUAAAAUAGCAGUAAUGUGAUGGCAAUCAUUUUAUAUGCAUAAUGUGUGUGCCUAAGUGUAUAUACUUCAGGCAUGUAUGUACCGCAUGCACCCUUUUCAAAUUGAUCACUUUUUUGAACAACUAAAAUGUUUUUUAAUAUAAGUAAAAAUACACUUUUUAGAAGCGUAUUUAAAUUACACAGACCAUAGACCAUGACUAUUUAUAUAUCUCAUUGAAUGGAAAUAAAUAAUGUUGAAAUUUAUUAUUGCUCAAAACCUGAAGGAAGUUAAUUAGAAGAACUCUACAAAGAGGUCCUUGUACCCAACUCCCUAUGGGAGUAACAGUUUUCAGCCUGUU
Thamnophis elegans (Western terrestrial garter snake) is the source of this 7497-nucleotide messenger RNA. RefSeq names its product zinc finger and BTB domain containing 2 (gene ZBTB2). Gene Ontology annotation, cellular component: nucleus. Gene Ontology annotation, molecular function: protein binding; DNA-binding transcription factor activity, RNA polymerase II-specific; RNA polymerase II cis-regulatory region sequence-specific DNA binding. NCBI's taxonomy places the organism in Eukaryota, Metazoa, Chordata, Lepidosauria, Squamata, Natricidae. The record is from RefSeq and is a predicted model, not a curated record. Gene Ontology annotation, biological process: regulation of transcription by RNA polymerase II.